AUGAACUGCAACAUCUGUCAAAGGCCGCACCACUCCCAACGGCUACCAUUUCUUUGCGCCGUGGAUGCCCGCAACCACUGCUAUGAAGGUCGUCUCAAGAACCUCCAGACGUUGAUGGAAAAUGAGAGUCUCCAGCGACAGAUCAACGACUUGCUGACUCCAAGCACCGCUAACGAUGCCCCUAAUCGAAACAUCUUCCUGGAAACAUCCGUGAGCGAGCAGAAGAAGUCUGAAGACCGGACAAGCGAGAUCAUCGCCCAAGCAGAGAAACUGAAAACUGAAAUCGCAGCUGCCAAGAAGGAAAUUGCUGACCGCAAGGCUAUCCUAUCCCGCCGAAAAUCGGAUCUUGAAUCCGCUUCGACUGGAAUCGCUACCCGGAGAGCCAGACAGUUGGAAGAAACCGAACGCUCUAUUCAGGUUAAUAAGUAUAAAUGGAAUCGCAGUGCGGAUAAUAUGGCUAGCACUCGAUCGUUUUUGUGCAUGGAAGCCGCGAAGUUAUAUGGCCUUCGUCGGAUCAAGAAAGGUUCUUCAUCCCGAUACGACUUCAAGAUUGGAGGAGUCGAUGUCAUUGACCUCUCAUCCAUGAAUGCUGCAUCUCCUGAGGUGUUAUCCACGUCUCUCGCCAACAUCGCGCACAUUGUCGCCCUGACAUCGCACUACCUCUCAAUCCGCCUCCCUGCGGAGAUCACAUUGCCACAUCGAGACUAUCCACGCCCAACGAUUUUUAAUCUCGCAUCAUCGUAUCAACACGGUGACAUACCCUUCCCGGGAACUUCCGUGAUUCCUAGCUUUGCUUCAGAUGAGCGAGACGGCCAGCCGCAUUAUGUGCCGCGGCCUAGGCCCCUUUAUGUCGACAAGGCGCUUCCGAUUCUGGCGAAGGAAGACCCUGCUGCUCACUCCCUUUUUCUCGAAGGUGUCACCCUCCUGGCAUAUGAUAUCGCCUGGGCCUGUAGCACUCAGGGGGUAUCCGUUGGCGAUAAGAGCUCCUUCGAGGAUGUUUGUCACAUGGGUCGCAACUUGUACAAUCUUCUCAUCGGCCAGCAGCUCCAUAGCACUCAGACAGGCCGCAUAUACCCCCCUGUGGCUUCGUUGCCUGCAGCGAAACACGAUAUCCCUGAGCAGGAAGAGAUUGGAAAGACCUCGUCGUGGAUGGGUAGAUACUCACAUGGCACAGCCCAUACGUUCCUCGGCGGUGCGGACGGUUCUGAGUUUAUCCGAGGCUUCAAACUGCCCAGCCCACUGAAGCUUGCAGAUAGGCUUAAGAAGAAGUUGAUGACCGAGGUGGCAGUACCGGAGUGGGAGGUUCUUGAGGACGAUGCUUGGGCAGUGGAAGAGGGAGAAAGUACGCAGAAUCGCACGAGUGGCGGUGGGAACAAUGGCUGGACAAAGGUCAAAAACAGAUAG
Colletotrichum truncatum is the source of this 1404-nucleotide messenger RNA. RefSeq lists its product as uncharacterized. Gene Ontology annotation, molecular function: SNARE binding. NCBI's taxonomy places the organism in Eukaryota, Fungi, Ascomycota, Sordariomycetes, Glomerellales, Glomerellaceae. Gene Ontology annotation, cellular component: lytic vacuole; endosome. The record is from RefSeq and is a predicted model, not a curated record. Gene Ontology annotation, biological process: SNARE complex assembly.